This is a messenger RNA of Drepanopeziza brunnea f. sp. 'multigermtubi' MB_m1, 654 nucleotides long. Lineage: Eukaryota; Fungi; Ascomycota; Leotiomycetes; Helotiales; Drepanopezizaceae. The record is from RefSeq and is a predicted model, not a curated record.
AUGCAGUUCAAUCUUUCAACACUCGCCGUCCUCACUGUGGCGAUGGUGGCCGUCAACACAUCACCUCUUCCUGCUCAAAGCCGAUCGGUUCAGAAACGCGCAGAGGGCUUUCCAACAUGGGGCUCGGAGAGAAUUGAACCUCGCCAAGGACGCGAAGAUGACAGGGACGCGCGCGGCCCCACCGGCUUCCGCAACAACCAAGACGAGCAAGAGGGGGAAGAGAGACUCUCACAGACCGAGGGUGAGGAUGAGAGACCUUCCCGGAGUGAGAGACUCACAAAGGCUGGAGGUGAGGAUGAGAGACUCACAAAGGCCGGAGGCGAGGAUGGGAGACCUACAAAGAUCGGAGGCCAGGAUGAGAGACUCACCCAGGCCGGAGGCGAGGAUGAGAGACUCGGAAAGACCGGAGGCGAGGAUGAGAGACUCACACAGGCCGGAGGCGAGGAUGAGAGACUCGGAAAGACCCAGGGCUCUGAGACCGAGGAGACCGAAGGGCCUGCGAAGAUGGGUAUGGAGGAGCAGCAACAAGGAGUAGAGGGAGCUGCCCAGACGACCGGUAACCCAGAGGGCGCUGGGGAGAACGCAGAGGAGGCACCGAAAAAGGAAAAGGAACCCGUCCUUAAGCAAGCACUCUGCCUUUUCUUCAACUGUUAA